Molecule: messenger RNA, 2619 nt
Organism: Zingiber officinale
Lineage: Eukaryota; Viridiplantae; Streptophyta; Magnoliopsida; Zingiberales; Zingiberaceae
Product: LRR receptor-like serine/threonine-protein kinase GSO2
Exons: 1
Coding region: 1-2619 (872 amino acids)
Molecular function (GO): protein binding
Source: RefSeq, a predicted model, not a curated record
AUGGCAACGGCCUGGAGAAGCACACUCUGUUUCCGUGAGCCAUGGCCACUACUGCACCACCCCCACUGCUACAGCUGCUACUAUCUUCGUCUUGUCUUGCUCAUCAGCCUGGCUUUCUUUCUUAUGGAGGUAGCUGGAGUAGAAGGGAGAGUGAGCAGCAAGGGAUGCUUGCAGAGGGAGAGGGAUGCUCUCUUGCUUUACAAAGCCGCCAUCAAAGAUCCUUCCGACCGCUUGUCUUCUUGGCAUGCCCAAGUAGACUGCUGCGCUUGGAAUGGCGUGGUCUGCCACAACAGAACAGGCAGAGUACGAGUGGCCGAGCUCAACCUUCAAAAUCCAAAUGCCUACCAAGACGAUAAUUUGAGGGAGACGGCUUUGAAGGGUGAGCUGCUGAAUCCUUCAUUAUUCUCUUUAACUCAUUUGCACACCUUAAAUCUAAGUUUCAAUGACUUUGAGGGCUUCCAAAUUCCUCCUCUCGUUGGUUCUCUUCACAAACUCAGGUAUCUUGAUCUUUACCGGUCCAACUUUGGUGGAACCAUUCCCCCUCAUCUUGGAAACUUAACUAAUCUUCGUCAUCUUCAUCUCAGCUCAUAUUUUAAUUCUGCCAAAGUUGUUGUCCACAACCUAGACUGGCUCUCCGGCCUUUCUUCUAAUUUGAUUUAUUUGGGCAUGUCCUUUUUGGAUCUCAGCGCUGCCUCCCAUAAUUGGAUAUCAGCAGUCAACAUGCUACCUUCCCUACAACAAUUAUAUUUAUAUGAUUGUAAAAUUAAUAAUAUCCCUCUUUCUCUUAGUUUCCAUCUCAACCUCAGUACUUCACUUGUGGAUCUUAAUCUUGGUUCCAACAACUUCAACUCUUCUUUUCCUAACUGGUUCGGGAAUCUCACCAGCCUCUCCUCUCUUUAUCUUGAGAACUCUGGAAUUCAAGGGACACUGCCUACCGAAAUUGGCAACUUAGUUGGCCUCACACAUCUUGUUCUUUCUUCGAAUUUGCUCUCUGGUCCUUUACCUGAUGUGAUUAUGAAUCUAUCAAGCUUAUCUACACUAUGGCUUUAUAAUUGUUCACUAAGUGGUCCAAUCCCUAGUGAGUUAGGAAAUAUGACAAAGCUAAAUAAUAUUUAUCUUCCAUAUAAUUCACUUUCUGGACCAAUACCAAUUGAGAUUUGGAAGCUAGUCAACCUAAAUGAGCUUCUUCUCUCUUCUAAUUUGUUGGAGGGUGAAAUUACUGAGUUCCACCAUUCUAAUCUUACUUUUCUAGAUCUCUCCUAUAACAAAAUUAGUGGUACUUUGCCACCAGCGUCCUUACAGAAUAUGACUAAACUAAAAUUCUUAAGUCUCCGUUCAAAUCGACUUGAAGGUUUAAUUCCCCGCUUACCACCCAACCUAAAUUUUCUAGAUCUAUCCAAUAAUACCUUUUCGGGACCACUACCACCAGCCUUAUUAACAUCCAAUGUCUGCAAUUCUUAUAAACUUAAGGACCUCGACAUAUUGAAUAACCAAAUAUACGGCGAAAUUCCUCUAUGUUGGCAAAAGAAUUCACUUCUUGAAUAUAUUAAUUUGGGAAACAAUAUGCUCUCUGGAGAAAUUCCAAGCUCUUUUGGAAACUUAAUGAGACUUGAGUUCUUACACUUGAAUAACAAUAAUCUAAAAGGGCAUCUCCCAUCGUCACUACAAAAUUGCACUUGCAUAUUAGUUGUUGAUCUUGGUAACAAUAGAUUCUCUGGAAAUAUACCUAUAUGGAUUAGUCAAAGUUGGCAUUACUUGCGCAUUCUUCAACUACAGUCAAAUAUGUUUAAUGGCAAUAUUGAUCCACAACUUGGGUAUUUAAGAGAUCUACAAAUUAUCGAUCUUUCAAAUAAUAAAUUGUCUGGACCCAUACCAAGUUCUUUUGGAAAUUUCUACCCGAUGAUUUCAACAUCAACACCAUCACCUUAUCCCUUUGAAGAAAGAGUACAACUCAUGGAUGGAUUUUUUAUAUUAAAUGAAGUCAUUACUUUGGCUACAAAAGGAUACCAACUUACCUUUUCAUCUAUUCUUUAUCUUGUGAAGAGUAUAGACCUUUCAAAUAAUGAAUUAACAGGUGAGAUUCCGGAAGAAUUAGGAUAUCGUGUUGGACUCCACACUUUGAAUUUAUCAAGAAACUACUUCAAAGACAAGAUACCAAAUAGCAUUGGCAGAAUGAGUGCAUUGGAAACUUUGGAUUUAUCCUUCAAUAAUUUAUCAGGGGUUAUUCCUCAAAGCUUAUCACAACUAAAUGCUUUAAGCCAUUUGAAUUUAUCUUAUAAUAACUUAUCCGGAAACAUUCCCUCCGGGAAUCAACUUCAAACAUUGAAUGAUGCAUCCAUUUAUAUUGGUAAUCCUUAUCUCUGUGGAACCUUAGUAAACAAGAGUUACUUUCAUGGGAACAACACCAAUGCGACAAGCGAGGAGCAUGCAAUGUUAUCAUCAAUCUUAUCAAUCAUUCUCAGUAGCACACUUGGAUAUUUUAUUGGAUUGUGGAGUGUGUUUGUCCUCCUACUAUUCAAGAAAAAAUGGAGGUACUUUUAUGUUAAAAAGGUCGAUGAAAUUUAUGAUAUAGUUUAUGUGACAAUUAAGAUAAGAUUGGAUCGAAUAUUGAAUGUUUAG